AUGAGAUAAGAUAUCAAUGAUGUUGAUGAUCCAUUUCUUAAUCGGAAUUAAAGAAUUUGGAAUCUAAAUUUUGGCAAUGUUAUUAUAAUGCCACAAAUUACAAUUGAUGCAACUUAAGAUGUUGAAAACCCAAGAAUAUUUAUUGGUGGAAAUCCAAUACCUUAGAACAACACCCAAUAAUAGGAGCAAGAAGCAGCUUUAUAAGCUCUAAGAAACACCUUUAAUUAAUAAGAUAUUUUCCAAGAAUUACAUUAUAACAUUAUUCUCCUUCAAAGAUUAUUAGAGAAUGAGAUAGACUUAUAGAAGAGAGAGUAAUUAAAAAGAGUAGUAUAGUAGUUAAUCUCAAAAGAAAAUAUUUAUAAUUUAUCAAAUCAAGGUAAGCUGACUCAAAUCCAAAUUGAGAUUAUUGAGACGGCUAUCGGCAAUCUUUUAAUAUGUGUGCUAAAGUUGCCCAUAGUAUAAGCUUUUAAUUUACUCUAAUUUACUCAAAAUUUAAUACAAGUACUUUUCUCACAAUUCAAAAUCUUUAAUUGUUAUACAAUGAAGAAUUUGCGCAAAAUUAUGGAGUAUUUAGAUUUAAUUAAGGAAAACUAUCAACAUGAACAAGGCUUAGAUAUCCUUUAUGAAUAUUAAUUGCAAUUGAUGAAAGAGGCUAUUAAUUAUUAGUAAGAUGGUAAUGCAAAGAUUUUAGAGAAAUUUAUUUUCGAAUAAAAUAAAUAUUAAAAUUAAAAUGAAUUGAUUUUUAAAUUAUUUUAAGAUGCUAAUAAUUUAUUGUAAGGUAAUAACAAUAAGGAAUAUGAUAAAUACUACUUUUUUUAAUAGUUAAAGUUGACAAUAAUAAGAAUUAAAUUAACUUAACAGAAUAUUAAUAUCACAUAAAUUGUUUAAUAGUUGUAGAAAGGGUAUCAAUUAUGUAUUCAAAAUAAUUAAAAUUAGAGGGUACACUUAGGAUUUCUACAAAUUCUGCUUGAGUUAAUAUCAAUAGAGAAUUAAGGUAGAAAUGAUUUGAUUGAAUUCUUUAAUGAGCUAUCUGUUCGAUUGAUAAACUUCUAAAUUUAAGAUAACAAUAAUAUCUGGGAAUAUUAUAUUAAUACUAAUUGUGCAUCAUCCAUUAAAUGUUAUUUGGCAUUUAAUUUGAUUAUACUCAGAAAUUAAUAAGAACAAAGAACAAUUACAACAAAAUGCAAAGAGUUGAUUACUCUUUUUUCAAAUAGACAACAGGAUGAAAAUGCUAGAAUGAUCUUGCAAAAUGAAAAAGUUACUGCUAUUUAGGAGAAUUUUCAGCAAAUCCAAGAAUCCUUUUUACAACUUAAAUCGUAUAGAGAGCCAUUAAAAACACAUAGAGAAAAGCUAUAAAAGGAGUUUUAAUAAAACUAGGUUUAUAUCAACAUUCCUUUAAAAGUCUCAAGAAAAAUCAAACAUAAUUAAUAAACUUUUUAAUAAAUAUCAGAUAAGCCCAUUUAUUUAUUCAAAGAAGUUGCCUCUUUUGAUGCUGAAUAAGAAUAGACUUAUGAAGUUAAUGAUUUUCUUUGGAGAGACAGCAACAACAGUGAUCUUCUUUUGGUUUAUGGAAUGGCAGGAUCGGGUAAGAGUAGCUUUUUAAAGUAAUUGUAAUUGUUUUUAAUAAAACACUAUGAAUCAAGUUCAAAGUAAAAAAAAUGGGUUCCUAUUCUUAUCCACUUGGCUAGUUUUAAGGAAUUCAACAAAGAUAUUUGGAGCUAACUCUUAAAUGCAGGUGGAAUCUUAUUGAAUAAUGAACAAAUUAAAAGUUUCACUGAUGAUAUACAGAAUGGGUAACUGAACAUUGUUAUACUAUUUGAUGGGUUAGAUGACAUCAGAGAGAAAAUCUAUGAAAAUUUUAAAAUGUAUAUAAAAAAACAUUGCGAAAAAUAACUAGGUAAGAAUGUAAAAAUAAUAAUAACGACAAGGCUAGAAUCUUUUAUAUCUUUGGAAUAAAUAGUGUAGAGUUACAAUCUUUUGACUGAAAUUGAAAUACAAAAUUUAGAUGAUUCAUUAAUUAAAGAAUACCUUGAAUAAUACUGCAGAGAAAUUUUACGAUAAAAAAUAUAUAGCAUUUAAGGAUAACAAUAAUAGGUUGGAAUUUAAUUUUCUGAAAUAUGGGUUGCUUACUUUCUUUAAGAAGUCAAAGCUCUUGUCAAAAAAACUAGUACCAAUUAAUAUAUUCUUCCUGAUGAACUCUUUUCGUCUAUGUAGGAUAAGAUAUUAUCAAAAUUCUAAGCUAUAUCAAAAGAACAAUUAUCUGAAUUUUAGAAUGAUUUUAAAAAGAUUUAAAGCACAGGAGAAUUAACUAAAAAAAUUAAUAAUAAUUAAUCCAAAAAUUUGAUUUAUGUACCUUAAACACUAUAACUUGUUUUAUAACUUUUGUCAGAUAUAGAUAAAAAGGUACACAAAUAGAAACUAUAAAAAUUGUUUAAGAUAGCACUAUAAAAAUUAAAGAUUGAAUAAAUUACAUCCAUUGAUUAAAAGGAAAAAGCCAGUUCAUAAGAAUAUAGUGAGAGUGUUCAGAAUUUAAUGAAUAAAUUAGUAGAGAAGAAAUGCUUUGAUAAUUUUUCAUUUGAGAAUUUAGGUGAUGCAUUUUCAGAAGUAGAAUAAGAUCUUAUUAAAGAGGCUGCAAUCAAAACUUAGUUUACUUACUAUCAAUUUUACAAAUUAUUUAUAUCUUCAUAUUAUGAAAAGUAAAAGAAACAAAAAUAGAACUAAGAAAACCUCACAUUUAGUGCAGAUUUUUCAAAAGAUCUAAAUAAGUUUUAAAUGUUGCUUGCUGCAUAAAUGAUUAAAAAUUAGUCUCUUGAAUUAGUCAAAAAAGAGAUUGAGAAUAUUUUGACAAUUUACUUUAAUAUAAACAAUCUUCAUGAUCCUAUUGGUUACCAAUUAAUAAAGUUUAGCCUCCUUAAGAAGCUUGAAAAUGAUUCCUACACAUUUGUGAAUUAAUCAAUUUUAGAGUACUUUGUGGGAAAAUAUAUUUUAAGAUUUAUCAAGGAUUUUUCAAGAGAUUUCAAAAGUAGACCUAUUGAGAGAGAUAUUGAGUCGAGUUAGUUUAAUUAGGAUGAUUUCAACUUAUCUCUUAAUUAAUUUUAAGGGGUGUUAAAUAUUAUAAACCCUGAAUUGUAAAAUUAUAAAGAUAUCAAAUAAAUCUUAAUAAAAAUAUUAAUCCAGUCAAGAAACGAAUAAUUUAUCAGAGCAGGUUCUAAUAGCAUAUUAUUGAUCAAUGUUUUGGGCUUUGAACUAAUAGGCGAAGAUCUAAAAGGAAUUAAAUUAAGCAAAACUAAUCUCUCCGGCCUUAAUUUCUUUGGAAGUAAUUUGGAUUAAUCUGUGUUCAAAGAAGUAAGUAUGAAUUAUUGCAAUUUUAAUAAUACCAGUUUGUAAAGAGUGUAAUGGACAGAAAUACCUUGGAAUAAUUUUGUAGUUUCCAAAGGCUAAAAUUAAGAAUAGAUACAAAAUGUUGAAUUUUCACCAGAUAAUUAGUACUUAAUUUCGUAAGAUAGAUAUUCUUUUAAGUUAUGGAAUCUAUAAACUUAAAAAAAAUAUAUGAUAAAAACCUAGGUUCAAAUAGUUAAAAACAUUUAUUUUUCAUCUGAUUCAACAAAAUUGUUGGUAAACUUUUUUUAGUUUUAUCAAAUUUACUAUAUUGAUAAAAAUGAUAUAAGGUUAUUGAUAACUAUUCCAUAGCUUUUUUAAGAAUCUUUAUCUACUUUUUAUCAUAGAGAACACAAAUUAAUUUUUAAUUAAGGCUAAGAUUGGUAUACCUAUAAUUUGGAAAAUGUAAUCUAAUCAAAAUCAGAAUGGAUUAAAUCCUCAAUCUUUGAUAAACCAACUAAAUUCUCAUGCGUUAAGCCAAUGUCCAAUGGCGAAAUACUCAUAGGAUACUAGGACGGAGAAAUAAGUAUGUGGGAUAUUCAAAAAUUAAUGAUAAUAUCAAAAAAUGAUCACUAAAGUGCAAUAAAAUCCCUUUCUGAAAAAACAUUUUAAUUAAAUUCAGACAUUUAAUUAUAAUUUUAAAAUAAUGGUUAUGCUUCUUUACUCAUAUCCACUAGUGAAGGAUAAGUAAUUGUAUGGCGAAAAACUGCUAAUAGGUAUGAAAAAGUCAAUGCAUUAUCUUCAAAAAAUGUUAAUGGUUUAUUGCCAAGAUUUUUAAAUUUUAGUUAAGAGAAAACAUAAUUAGAUUGGAUGUAAGAAAUCUAUUUGGUAUUCUUUCGAGAUGAAUAUAUCAUAUUUCAUGAUAUAAGGAAAAUCGUUGAAUUAAAUGACGAUAUAAUAAUGAGAGAUGCUUAUUGCAUGGCCACUCAGACAUGGACUUUGGGCUGGCCCUUGCAACCGAUUAAGAAGCACUGGUUAUAUGUUGCUAAGGAUAAUUGUAUUGAGAUUUAUGACAAUUAUCUAAUUUACAAAGCUAGAAUACCGCUAGAAUCUUGUCACCCUUUGUCUAUGUAUUUUUGUUCCAAUAAUUACAUGAUUUCAUACAACCAAGAUGAAACUAUUAGGUUUUGGUAUAUAUAAAAUGAGAACAUGGGACAGUCGUAGACGCAGGACCCUAAUUAAUAUAUGACGAUGGAUCGAUUUAAUUAUGGCCAUCUUAUUAGAGGAUCUAUUAAAGGAUAUGUGUAAAACUUAAGAUAAUCAUAUAAAUGGAAAGUACGAGAUUAAAUCAUAAAAAUUGCUGCUUAGGAGAAUAAGUAACUGAUAAACAUUUAUGAUGUAUAACUACAAAAAGAUAGAAUAGAAUUUAGUCAGGGUCCAGGAUAACGAUGCUCGCAAGAUUAAACUAUUGGUUGUUUUGCUCUCUUUGGUGAAGGAGAAUAAAUCUACUUAGGCAUUAACAAACGUAUAGAGAUUAGAAAUUUAUAAAAUAAUUAAGUAAUCCCUUUAAAAGAGAUUCACACUUAAGACAUUUAUUAAAUUCUGUUUAAUGAAAAAGAAUCAUUACUAGUUUCUUGUAGUAAUGAUAAUUCGAUUGUAAUAUGGAAUACUAAAGACUUUAAUAAAAAUUAUUGCAUAAAAAAUUUAAAAUGCCUUGACUUAGUAUUUGAAUCAGAAAGAUAGCUCAUAGUUUAGACUGAAAAUUCAAUCACUUGGUAUAAUAUUUAAUUAGAUUUAAAUGUAUAAGUUGUUAGAUAUAUUGAUUCUUAAGAAAGUUUUGUUAAUAAUAGUUUAAUAUAAUAAAUGACUGUUUUCUAAAAGAAUGUAAGAGAUUAUGAAGAUUUAAAUAUAAAUGAUAAAGAAGAAUAAAAUUUAUAAUACUUGGCAAUUAAAUAAGGAAAUAACAUGAUACUUAAACACUUCUAAAAAGGAGAUUAAAUAAAGGUUGUGACAUUUAACGAACAAGAUAAGAAUGUAGAAUUUGCUAGUAAACACUUAAUCGUGUAUACAAUAAAGUCCUCUAAUGUUUUAGAAGUUGCUAAUAUAGAUGAUAGAAAAGUAAUCAUUUCGUUAAAAUUUUGUUAAUUUGCAAUAACAGAACGAGUUUAACAUUGGAAUACUUCAUAUCUCAUAAUAGUAGUUGAAACAAUAAAUGAAAUUAUUGUUAGAAUGAUACCAAAUUAAUAAACAUAGACUUUGAAUAAAUUUGAAUCCAUCUAAAAAUAGGCCAAAGGUAUUUAAACACGCUUAGCUUUAUCUGAGAAUGGUUAAUUUCUAGCAAUUAAUAAUAAUUAAUAAAUAGCUAUUUAUUUAAUCACCUAGGAACUGAAACUAAUUAAGAUGUCAAAUUUUUCUAUAGGUAUUGAAAUAUCAGAGAUAUACUUUUUAUCGACUUACAGGAUUUUAAUUCGAAGUCAUGACCUCCUUUAUCAAUAUUCUUUAAAUCUUGAACAAACAAGAAUACAUUCUGAAAAAAACAGGAUCGAUUCGCUGUAUAACUCCAUUAAAUUGAAUUACAAUGAGAAAUCUUUAGCAAAAAUAUCAGAAAAUCAUGUUGGUUUGAUAUCUCUUUAACACUAGUAAGGUUUACCAGAUCUGGAAGGCAAUUUUUUUACAGCCUCCCUUGAUCAUAAGUAUAUUGCCAUAUAUAAUGAUAAUCAUAUAGAUUGCUACGUUUGGGAAGAAUAAAUCAAAUUUUUAUAUAAAAUUACUUUUCAAAAUAAAUUAUAUAGUCUAGCAUAUUUGAAAGAUCCAAAUUAAAUUUUAGCUAUUACUUCUGAUAAUCUUAUAAUAUAUUGUAAAGAAAAUUAAACUAGGACUGUUUAAGGUAGAUACUACCGUAAUACGCAUGCAUCAGCAAAUGAAUAAAUAGCUAGCAUCGAACAAUCUACUAUUCGAGUCUCUUAAACGGAAUAUAAUAAUAAAUUGUAUUAUCCAAAAAACUUUGGAUAUCAGGCUAGAACCCCAUUUUUUACACAAGAUGGACAAUAUUUUGUCUAUUAAAAAAAAAAAAAAGUAAUCUUUUAAAGUUUAUCCAACCCUAAUUCAAAAUAUAUUCCUGAACAAAUAAAAGGAUCAACCCCCAUAUCAUUUUUAGCAGAAAGCAAUUAUUUGGUUACUCUAAAGAAAAAAGAAAGUCGAAUAAGUCAUUGGGAUAAAUCAUCGUUAAAGGAUGAAUAUUACAUAAAUGUUUGGGAUGUAACAGUUUUAAGUAAUGUAAAAGCCUUCUUUGAAAUACCAAUCCUUAAGCAAUAAAAAAAAAAAAUGUUUCAUCGAAACACCUAUAUUUCAGAAAUAGAUGGUAAUGUUUUGUGCAUUUAUGAUAUAAAAGAAAUUCAAAAAGCUGUUUAUGAUGUAAAUCUUUAUAAUUAUAUUGAAAAUGUUCAUUAUGCUGGUCAACUUCCUAAAGGAACCAAAUAUUAUUCUGUCUCAAAGGAAGAUAAUUCAAUUACUAUUUGGAGUAUGAAAACCAAAGAAAUAGUAAAAGAGUUUAAAGAUCACAAUAAAAAUACUCCAAUUUUAUUUAUAACCUUUUCCGAAGAUGAACAAUACAUGAUUUCUAGAGACAGUCAUACAAUCAUAGUAAGGAAUAUGUAUAACGAUGAAAAACUAAUUAUUGAACAUUUUUUUCAAAGUCAUUUAGAGCAAAAUGUUUACAUACUCUAUAAAUGCGACUUUGUAUCUUUAGAAAACUCCUUGGGGAUUACAUGUUAGGAUCAUGGCUUUCUACAUAUCUAUAAUUUAAAAGAUUUCAAAAGCUAUGAGUUAUAUCAUACCUAGGAUGUAACUCAAAAAUUCCUAAAAUCUUUUAGACAUUAUGUAUUUUCAAAUGGUACCAAAAUAGCCUUAUAAUAGUAAAAUUAACCAUAGGGUGUCAAAAUAUCAAUUUUUGAUGUGAGAACAAAACAUGUGAUCAAUACUCUUGAUAUGUCAGAUGAGUAAAUCUUUGUAACUUCAACUGAUAGUGAUGAAUAUUUCUUACGAUAUCUUGAUUAAAGAAAUAAUCUUUUUUAACUUUACUCUAGCCAUUCUUACAUAUAUUCAAAAGAAGAUAAUCUGUUGCAAGUAUACAAUAAUCAAGAUUUAUUAAAAGAAGAUGCAAAACCUAUUUAUGAAGUUUUUAUUCAUCUCCAUUCAAAUUUAGAUACUACAGAAUAAACCAUGAUUCAACUAAAUUAUGUUGGAAGAAAAUAUCUAACCUAUUAUUUCAAUAAAUAAUUAAGAGUAAUUGAUUUAGAACUUUAUUCAAAAUAAGUAAAACUCCUAAAGUUGGAUAAGUCAGAGAAAUUUCUUAAUUAUUUUUCUAAGGAUUAAAUUCUCAUUGAGAAAAAGCUAGAUCAAUUUACAACAUGGAAUAUUUACAACCUAAUCGAUGGUUCGAAGAAGGAGAUGUUUAGUCACGAUUAAAAUAAUUUUAUUGCAGCAUUUUCAAAUGAUGGCCAAUAUUUAGCAUAAGGUUAGAAUGAUGGUGUAAUAAGAAUAUAUAAAAUAAGUACUUAAAAAUAAGAAAUCGUUUGGUAAACCUAUAAACCUAUUAAACAUCUAAUAUACACUAAGGAUGAUGAAAUACUUAUUUCAGCUUCCGCAGAUAAUUUAGUUUAAUUUUGGAAUGUUUAAGAUAAGAAAAAAUAGAAAUUUAUACAAAGUAUUUAGAUUGCCUAUGACAUCUUAUCUAUAGUAGUAUCUCCUAAUAGAUUAGACGUCGCAUUAGAAUUAUAGGGAGAUCUCUUGCAAAUAUUAACAUGUAAUAAAAAAAAUUCAAUUGAUGAGAAUAAAAAUAGCCAAGUAUAAUAAUCUUAUUAUAAUAUAGAGCAUCGGUUGUUAUAAGACUUAUCCAUAGUUGCAAUAAUUAAUGACAGAAAAUUGCAUUCUAAAAAAUUCAAUUAUUGAAGAUCAAAAGAAAUAAUCUUUGAUUAAUUAUUUUAAUGGAAGUAUCAAAGAAGAAUAAGAUUCUGUAAUAAUUAUAGAAAAUUAAAUUUGAAUUCUGAAUAAGCUAUUU
Messenger RNA from Paramecium octaurelia, 8377 nucleotides. Lineage: Eukaryota; Ciliophora; Oligohymenophorea; Peniculida; Parameciidae. The record is from the annotation of a GenBank genome assembly.